Molecule: messenger RNA, 2606 nt
Organism: Vanessa atalanta (red admiral)
Lineage: Eukaryota; Metazoa; Arthropoda; Insecta; Lepidoptera; Nymphalidae
Product: phospholipase A1-like
Exons: 5
Coding region: 340-1437 (365 amino acids)
Molecular function (GO): lipase activity
Source: RefSeq, a predicted model, not a curated record
CUGGCGACCUCUAACUGGUCGUAACUUACCCUUGUCCUUAAACUUGCAGUGCAGUAUACCACUGACGUUUCCCGCGCGCGUUACGUUGUCGCAACACGUUCUAAAUUCAAAAUUGUGAAAGGUUAAAUAAUAAACAAAAUAACAAGGAGGUCGAUGAAAAAGUUUUUAUAUAUUAUUUUAAUGUUUUAGUGACAAAUGUUUAAUUUGGAAUGUUAUAUUUAUAUUUGUGCGGUAGUUACAAAAUGUGACUGUGCUAAUAAGAUAUAAAAUGAAUUAAAUAAAUAUUUAUCAUAAAUCGUGGAAUAUUCUUUAUUUGGUAUACAGUUUGCUUUAAUUAAAAUGCAGAGAGUGACAGAGACGACAUGCGUUCUGGCAUUUUUAUUAGCAUUGGGACCAUCGGGAGUCCACAGUUUCGAACCACGGCCUGAAAUUGGUUAUCCAGCUGGAUUGAUACCAGAAUGUCCAGGUGUUACGAAGAACGCAACAAUCACUCCGGUUAUGAUGAAUAUGUUACAGAUCAUAGUGCACAGGAUAUCUGACACUGGUGAAAUCCUCAGAAAGCAAUUUCCUAUACUAUCAGCACAUAGAAGCAUACCCAAAGAGAAACACAUAGAUUUCAAGAACAAGAAGACAGUUUUAUACGCCGUCGGUUUUCUGGACAGUUCGGUGUUACCUCAGACUCAAGCCGUUGGAACUGCUUAUUCCAAGCGGGGCUACAACGUCCUAAUCACUGAGACUUUCCAAUUUCUGACUUACAUAUAUCCGAAAUCAGUCCGCUUAACAAGAUUCAUCGGUAAGAAGGUUGGGGAAUUUCUGGUGAAACUUACUGAAUAUGGCCUAACCGCUGAAAACCUUGAACUGGUAGGCGCAAGUCUUGGUGCUCACGUAUCCUCUCACGCAGCUAAAUACUUCUACGCUGCAACAGGGAAAAAGAUAGCCAGAAUAACUGGUUUAGAUCCCGCUGGUCCUUGCUACAGAGCGUUACCACGAGAAGAGAGACUUGAUUCUUCAGACGCAGAGAGAGUAGAUGUCGUUCAUACUAAUAUUGAUGGUUUCGGUAUAGCUGAACGCCUAGGUCAUAUAGAUUUCUAUGCAAAUGGCGGGGAAUUUCAACCGAGUGAUAUACCAUACAUACCUUGUCUGGUUAUAUGUAGUCACAUAAGAGCUAUUUUCUAUUGGUGGCAGGCAUUAGAACAUCCGAAGAAGUUUAUCGGUAUGGAAUGUGACUCCGUCCAAAAUGCAAGACUAGGGAAGUGCAAUAACACUGUUACUAACUAUUUAGGUGCCGCUGCGAAUUUCUCUAAGCCUGGAAUAUAUUUUCUACCAACGCACAAUGAGUUCCCGUACUAUAGAGGCAAGGAUGGUUUGAAGAAGGACAGUGAUAUAUUCCAAUCUAUUUUAAGAAAGAUCAAUUCGGAUGAUGAGUUCGAUGUUUAGUAAGCUGAACAGCUUAAAUUUCGUUUUAAUGUUUACUUAUUUUUGUAAGUACAAAAUAUACGUAUGUGGUAUCUGCAAUUGAAAAAACUAUCUAGGUUCUAAGUUAGUGUUAAUUCAUAUGAUUUAUGACGUCAUUUCAAUCAAAGAAAUGUUAUUUAGAAUAACAAUGUCAAAUAUAGCCGAUUUCAACCAUAAGAUUAGAAAAUACCAAUAACUAAAUUUUAAUUGACGUGAUAUCAUUGGUCGAGUGAAUAGUCUAUGAGAUUCAUAAUGGUUUUGGGAAAAUAUGGAAUUUUGAGCAUCGACGAAGCUAUAACUGGAACUUUGGAAGUAAAGUUAAAGUGGAUAUAUGUAGUGUGUAAUAUUAAAGUGGGAAUAAAUAGAUAAGUGAAAUAGUCUUGUAUUAUAAAUAAAGAUAUAUUAAGAACUAUUAGUGAUGUACAAUAUAGCUGAGCUAUUAGCAAAUCUUAUAGAAUAUAUAAAUCUAAGGCUUGUGUAUCUUCAUUCUUUGUUGAAUUGGAAUAUGCAUACAUUGUUGAAAUAGCUUGAUCAUUAAAAACGAAAUAAAAUGGUGAUGAUGAUGUGAUGGUUAUGUCAAUGUCAAUGGGGGGGAAGUGAUGUAACUGAAAAUUUACAUUAAAGCAUUGGUGAUAUUCUUUGUGGUAUAUAUGUAAAAUGGGAAUUAAAGUUUUAGGUCUCACUGUAGAAUAUUGAUUGUGAUAAUUCUAUUGCAAAAAAUUUAAACUAAACUAGAAUUAUGAGUCGUGUAGUCAUUUUAAGUUCGUUUAGUUUAAAGAUGCUGUGUCUAUGUACAUUGUACGGCAUCCUUGUAAAUGUUUCUGUCCCUUUCUGCCAUGUGGGAUUAAAAUAGGAUAGCGAAUAAUAUCAAAUUAGUUUAAUAGAAUCGAAAAAUUGGCAUAUUUUUUAAAUCUGUGAUAUGACAUUAUAUUAAAAUAUAAUUGUAGAAGACAAAAUAAAUAACAUUAAAGAUAGCUUAAGCAAUUUACUUACAUAAAAUAUGUGUAGCUUAAACUUAUUUUGUGCAAUAUAUUACUAAUACUGUGAAUUUAACAGUACGUUUACUGUAAACUAACUUGAUAUUUGAAAGGGCGUUGAGUAAGAAUUAAAAUUGCGAUCUGUCAAAAUUGUAUUAGUACCUAUAAAUACAA